GGUCAAUAUUGACCACCUGCUCUUCGGAGCUAAAUAAAAACAUUUACCAACCUCCCUUUAUCUCACACCAUCCUUUCUCACUCUUGAAACUGAAUCCGAAGUUGAGGGCUGAGGGAAAAUGGCCCAUUACCAUGGUGACUACGGAAAGAACGACGACGUGGAGUUUGUCAGAACUGGCUAUGGGAAAGACAUGGUCAAAGUUCUCCACAUUCAGAGGGAUGGGAAAUACCACAGCAUCAAGGAGGUGGCAACUUCUGUGCAGCUGACUCUGAGAUCCAAAAAGGAUUACCUACACGGUGAUAAUUCUGACAUCAUCCCUACCGACACCAUCAAGAACACAGUGCAUGUCCUGGCGAAACUCAAAGGGAUAAAAAGCAUAGAGACCUUUGCUAUGAACAUCUGCGAGCACUUCCUUUCUUCUUUCAACCAUGUCACCAGAGCCCACGUCUACGUGGAAGAGGUGCCCUGGAAGCGUUUUGAAAAGAAUGGAGUCAAGCACAUCCAUGCCUUCAUCCACACCCCGACGGGCACGCACUUCUGUGAAGUGGAGCAGAUGAGGAACGGACCUCCAGUCAUUCACUCUGGAAUCAAAGACCUCAAGGUCUUGAAAACAACCCAGUCUGGAUUUGAAGGCUUCAUCAAGGAUCAGUUUACUACUCUCCCUGAGGUGAAGGACCGCUGCUUUGCCACUCAAGUGUACUGCAAGUGGCGCUACCGGACAAGAGAUGUGGACUUUGAGGCUACCUGGGGCACUGUCCGAGACAUUGUCCUGAAGAAAUUUGCUGGGCCCUAUGACAGAGGCGAAUACUCACCUUCUGUGCAGAAGACCCUCUACGACAUACAAGUGCUGUCCCUGAACCAGGUUCCUGAGAUGGAAGACAUGGAAAUCAGCCUGCCAAACAUUCACUACUUUAACAUUGACAUGACCAAAAUGGGCCUGAUCAACAAGGAAGAGGUUUUGCUGCCUCUUGACAAUCCCUAUGGUAAAAUUACCGGGACAGUCAAGAGGAAGCUGUCUUCGAGGCUGUGACAUCAUGGCUCUGCUCAAUUGUGAUGGCGGGGCGUACCGUGUGUUUAGCUGCAAAAAUUUCAACACAGGGUAUUGAUUGCUCUCUUCUGUAUGAAACCAUUGCUUUCUUUGUUCCUAGUUCAAUGGGGCAUUUUGUGGAUCCCCUUAAUAGCAGGCACAACAUGCUCCCUGGCUGUGUGCAGUUUCCUUAAACAUCACUGGGCAGCGUUAGAAGAGUCACACCAGUAUUUUUCUUUGUGCUCUUGUGUUCUCUGCCUUAAA
This is a messenger RNA of Acomys russatus (golden spiny mouse), 1291 nucleotides long. Its product is annotated as uricase. The record is from RefSeq and is a predicted model, not a curated record. Gene Ontology annotation, biological process: urate catabolic process; purine nucleobase catabolic process. The transcript has 8 exons. Bases 119 to 1030 code for a protein of 303 amino acids. Gene Ontology annotation, cellular component: peroxisome. Gene Ontology annotation, molecular function: urate oxidase activity. NCBI's taxonomy places the organism in Eukaryota, Metazoa, Chordata, Mammalia, Rodentia, Muridae.